UCAGGGGGAUACAUAAUUUUUCGGACCCUCGCACUGCAAAAGUUCUUCGUUCCCCGAGAGUUGAAUUAAAAUAAGUGUUUAAAAUGUUAUUGCUGCUAAAAUAGUUUCCAGUUAAAGGAUAAGCAAAGCUGCCCACGCGGUCAACAUGUUCCGUUCGAGUUGGAUUCCGUUCGCCAGUUUGUUGUUCCUAUUUUUCUGGAGCUCCGCCUGGGGCAGAACUGCCAAGAGAUCGGACGUCUAUAUAGCUGGGUUCUUCCCCUACGGCGAUGGCGUGGAGAACUCGUACACGGGACGAGGGGUAAUGCCCAGCGUUAAGCUGGCUCUCGGCCACGUUAACGAGCACGGAAAGAUUCUGGCCAACUACAGACUGCACAUGUGGUGGAACGACACCCAGUGCAAUGCUGCUGUGGGUGUAAAGUCCUUCUUCGAUAUGAUGCACUCGGGACCGAACAAGGUGAUGCUCUUCGGAGCGGCUUGCACCCAUGUGACGGAUCCCAUUGCCAAGGCUAGCAAACACUGGCACCUUACCCAACUGAGUUACGCGGACACCCAUCCUAUGUUCACAAAGGACGCGUUCCCCAAUUUCUUCCGAGUGGUUCCCUCGGAGAAUGCCUUCAAUGCACCACGAUUGGCGUUACUCAAGGAGUUCAAUUGGACCAGAGUGGGAACUGUUUACCAGAACGAGCCGAGGUAUUCACUGCCCCACAAUCACAUGGUGGCUGAUUUGGAUGACAUGGAAGUGGAGGUCGUGGAAACGCAGAGUUUUGUAAACGAUGUAGCUGAGUCCCUAAAGAAACUUCGUGAAAAGGACGUGCGGAUUAUCCUGGGCAACUUCAACGAGCAUUUUGCCCGCAAGGCUUUUUGCGAGGCAUACAAAUUGGACAUGUAUGGUAGAGCUUACCAAUGGCUGAUCAUGGCCACAUAUUCCACAGACUGGUGGAAUGUCACGCAGGACAGCGAGUGCAGUGUGGAGGAGAUUGCCACAGCUUUAGAGGGAGCUAUUCUAGUGGAUCUGCUGCCUCUUUCCACAAGUGGAGACAUCACAGUGGCCGGCAUUACUGCAGAUGAGUAUCUGGUGGAAUACGACAGACUGCGGGGCACUGAAUACUCCCGGUUUCAUGGAUACACCUACGAUGGAAUUUGGGCAGCUGCUCUAGCCAUUCAAUAUGUGGCAGAAAAGCGCGAGGAUUUGCUAACGCAUUUUGAUUACAGAGUUAAGGAUUGGGAAAGCGUAUUCCUUGAGGCCUUGCGAAAUACAUCCUUUGAGGGAGUGACGGGACCUGUUCGUUUCUACAACAACGAACGCAAGGCCAAUAUUCUGAUCAACCAGUUCCAGUUGGGCCAAAUGGAAAAGAUAGGGGAAUAUCACUCACAGAGGGCCCACCUGGAUUUGAGUUUGGGAAAACCAGUGAGAUGGGUGGGCAAAACUCCCCCCAAGGACCGAACCCUAAUCUACAUCGAGCACAGUCAGGUGAACCCGACAAUCUACAUUGUUUCAGCCAGUGCUUCGGUAAUUGGAGUGAUCAUUGCCACCGUUUUCUUGGCUUUUAACAUCAAGUAUCGAAAUCAACGUUACAUCAAGAUGUCCAGUCCGCACUUGAACAAUCUGAUUAUAGUGGGCUGCAUGAUGACCUAUCUGAGCAUUAUUUUCCUGGGAUUGGAUACAACCUUAAGCUCUGUGGCAGCCUUUCCCUAUAUUUGCACAGCUCGAGCGUGGAUUUUGAUGGCUGGUUUCAGUCUCAGUUUCGGAGCCAUGUUCUCAAAGACUUGGCGGGUGCACUCGAUAUUUACCGAUCUGAAGCUCAACAAGAAGGUGAUCAAGGAUUAUCAGUUGUUUAUGGUUGUGGGCGUGCUGUUGGCCAUUGACAUAGCCAUCAUAACCACCUGGCAGAUUGCAGAUCCCUUUUACCGGGAGACCAAGCAGCUAGAGCCAUUGCACCACGAGAACAUUGAUGAUGUUUUGGUGAUCCCCGAAAACGAAUACUGCCAAUCCGAGCACAUGACCAUAUUUGUCAGCAUUAUUUACGCCUACAAGGGCUUGCUUUUAGUAUUUGGCGCCUUUCUGGCUUGGGAAACUCGACACGUUUCCAUUCCCGCUCUGAACGACUCGAAGCAUAUUGGCUUCUCCGUUUACAAUGUGUUCAUCACCUGUCUGGCCGGAGCGGCUAUAUCCCUGGUGCUAUCGGAUCGCAAGGAUUUAGUUUUUGUCUUACUCUCGUUUUUUAUCAUUUUUUGUACGACAGCCACUUUGUGUUUGGUGUUCGUACCGAAAGUAAGACUGGUAUUGGUGGAGCUGAAGAGGAAUCCCCAGGGCGUGGUGGACAAGCGAGUGAGGGCCACCUUGAGACCCAUGUCGAAGAACGGAAGACGUGACUCUUCGGUCUGCGAACUGGAACAGAGACUUCGGGAUGUGAAGAACACAAACUGCCGAUUCCGAAAGGCCUUGAUGGAGAAGGAGAACGAGCUGCAGGCUCUGAUCCGAAAACUGGGACCCGAGGCCAGGAAGUGGAUAGAUGGAGUGACCUGUUCGGGUGGCUCCAAUGUGGGCAGUGAACUGGAGCCCAUCUUGGGCGAUGAUAUGGCCAGGCUAUCGGCUCCUCCCGUUCGUCGGGAAAUGCCCAGCACCACAGAAGUUACCGAGCUGACCUCCGUGGAUAGUGUGACCUCGACCCAUGUGGAGAUGGACAACUCAUUUGUUUCGGUUCAGUCCACUGCAGUGGCACCUUCGCUUCCUCCCAAAAAGAAAAAGCAGUCCAUUGUGGAGCACCACUCGCAUGCUCCUGCGCCCACAAUGAUGCAGCCCAUCCAGCAGCAGCUGCAGCAACACCUCCAGCAGCAUCAGCAGAUGCAGCAGCAACACCAGCAGCAGCAGCAACAGCAGCAGCAGCAGAUGCAGCAGCAGCACCACCAGCAGCAACACCAUCGCCACCUGGAGAAGCGCAACUCGGUGUCGGCGCAGACGGACGACAAUAUCGGAACCAUAACCAGUUCGGUGGGCAAGAGGAGCACCGGAGACUGCUCCAGCAUGAGGGAGAGGCGACAGUCGACGGCAUCCAGGCACUACGACAGUGGCAGCCAGACACCCACAGCCCGGCCAAAGUACAGCAGCUCGCACCGCAACUCCUCCACCAACAUCUCCACCUCGCAGUCGGAACUGAGCAACAUGUGUCCUCACUCCAAGCCCAGCACUCCGGCUGUGAUUAAGACUCCCACUGCCUCGGACCACCGGCGCACCAGCAUGGGCUCCGCGCUGAAGUCGAACUUCGUGGUGUCGCAGAGCGACCUCUGGGACACGCACACCCUGUCGCACGCCAAGCAGCGCCAGUCGCCGCGCAACUACGCGAGUCCGCAGCGCUGCGCGGAGCACCACGGGCAUGGGAUGGGCUACGACCCCAACACCACCUCGCCCAUCCAGCGGUCCGUGUCGGAGAAGAACCGCAACAAGCACCGGCCGAAGCCGCAGAAGGGCACCGUCUGCCAGAGCGAGACGGACAGCGAGCGGGAGCGGGACCCGCCGCCGAGCAGCCAACCCUGUGUGCAGCCGCGCAAGGUGAGCCGCAACUCGAACUCGAUUCAGCACGCCGCCCACCACCACAGCUCGCCCAAUGUGGCGCCCGACAAGCAGCGGGGCAGGCAGCGGGGGGGCAAGCAGGAGAGCAGCAUCUACGGGGCGAGCAGCGAGACGGAGCUGCUCGAGGGCGAAACGGCCAUCCUGCCCAUCUUCCGCAAGCUGCUCACCGAGAAGAGCCCCAACUACCGGGGCCGCAGUGCCGUCGGCCAGAGCUGUCCGAAUAUAUCCAUCAAAUGCGAUAUCGUCGAGUAUCUGUAGGCGGUAUCCCUGAGAUACAUUGUGUAGUCGAACUCCUAUUGUUAGAUCCAGUCGCAAUCUAAGAUUACCUAUUGUUUUUCCGCGUUAUGCAUCUACAUUCUAUGUGAGGCAGGACACACAACAUUUAGAGAACUAGUAGCAAUGAGAUAGUUGAGAAAUAAAUUACCAUUUAA
This is a messenger RNA of Drosophila ficusphila, 4002 nucleotides long. It is a transcript of the gene GABA-B-R2, whose product is annotated as gamma-aminobutyric acid type B receptor subunit 2. Gene Ontology annotation, biological process: gamma-aminobutyric acid signaling pathway; G protein-coupled receptor signaling pathway. The transcript has 13 exons. Gene Ontology annotation, cellular component: G protein-coupled receptor heterodimeric complex; membrane. Gene Ontology annotation, molecular function: G protein-coupled GABA receptor activity. Lineage: Eukaryota; Metazoa; Arthropoda; Insecta; Diptera; Drosophilidae. Bases 146 to 3829 code for a protein of 1227 amino acids. The record is from RefSeq and is a predicted model, not a curated record.